Macrobrachium nipponense is the source of this 796-nucleotide messenger RNA. RefSeq lists its product as uncharacterized. The record is from RefSeq and is a predicted model, not a curated record. The coding region runs from base 89 to 796 and encodes 235 amino acids. NCBI's taxonomy places the organism in Eukaryota, Metazoa, Arthropoda, Malacostraca, Decapoda, Palaemonidae. The transcript has 4 exons.
GUGGGGAACGGCGAUCGACCAAACAAGCGGCCGCGAUCGACUAGUAGGUCGCGAACGACUGUUUGGCCACUUCUGCGGCAUACAAGGAAUGACAGCAGCACAGGCUUCCAGAUUUCAUCAAGAAAAACUGCUUUCAAAUUUGAUUGAUAUGGCAAAUAACGCCAUAAAUCCAACACAGCGAGCUAUGGAACACCUUUGGGAUGUAUGGCGGCAGGAAAAGCACGGCAGUGUUGGUGGGGAGAGUAUGUUUACCCAAAUUGAAAAAUAUGCAGCUGACAAUCCAGGUACCAUAAUUGAAAUUCUGAGAGAAGGGGACAACUUCAUUAUUGUUUUAGUAACAGAGUUUUUGCUCAGAGUUCACAAAAACAUGAGAGAGGCUUGUGAAGUGGUGUUUGUUGACACAACAACCCAUGUCGACCAGUUGAAUACUGCUGUGACUCCACUUCUCUGUGGGGGCCCUUGUGGGGCUCUUCCCUUAGGUGUAAUCUUCACAUCUUCCCAAGCUGAACAGAGUUAUACCAAAGGUUUUCAACUGCUCAAGAAGGUCUUAGACAAAAGUGCUUUUUAUUAUCAAAACUAUCCAAACUGCUUCAUAACUGACAACAGCGAGGCAGAGCGGAAUGCACUUCGAACAGUCUGGCCGGACUCUCAGCUUUUCCUUUGUGUGUUCCAUGUCCUCCAGCAGGUCUGGAGGUGGCUUUGCAAUGGGUCACACAACAUCAAAAAGGAACAACGUCCACAACUUAUGCAAGUAGCAAGGGCCCUUUUAUAUGCUGACUCAGCUGAGGGUAUUUAG